UGGCCGCUCCGCCCUCCCAAUAGCGAGGGGAGGGGGUGACAUUGGGCGCUCGGCGGCGGGGGCCAGAGCGGAGCGGAGCGAUGUUGGCGAGGCUGAGCCGCUCGGCCGGGGCCCUGCGGAGCGGGACGAUGGCGAUGGCAGCACGGCGGCACGCGGGGCACGCCGCGCCGCGAUACCGCCAGUUCCCGGAGGUGACGCGGCGGCAGGUGGUGCUGAGCGAGUUAAUCAGCGGCUUCAUGUGGUUCUGGAUCCUCUGGCACUUCUGGCAUUCGCCGGACACUCUGCUGGGCCAUUUCCCGUACCCAGAUCCCGCAGCCUGGACCGACGAGGAGCUGGGCAUCCCCCCUGAUGACGAAGAGUAGCCGGGGGCAGCCAGAGCAGGCAAGGCCCCUUGGUGAGGAAUCUCAGAAGCUGACAGUUUUGCUCUUGCAUUACCGUUUCAGUAAACUAUAACUAUAAAUAAAAUUAAAUUUUAAAUGUA
Molecule: messenger RNA, 481 nt
Organism: Alligator mississippiensis (American alligator)
Lineage: Eukaryota; Metazoa; Chordata; Crocodylia; Alligatoridae
Gene: NDUFB2
Product: NADH:ubiquinone oxidoreductase subunit B2
Exons: 4
Coding region: 81-362 (93 amino acids)
Cellular component (GO): mitochondrial inner membrane
Source: RefSeq, a predicted model, not a curated record